CCUAUUGACAAGUUGACAACUUUUAAUGUCGCAAUGUCACAAUCAUUAAACAAUUUUAAAAUAUCUACAUACCUAUAUAUGGGUGUUGGUAUUUUAUUAAUUACUUUUGUUUAGUUAUUACAUUUUACUUAUUAUCAUUUGUUGCUAAUGUUGUUGUACUUAUAAUGCUUAAGCAAUUGAUGUGCAGGAAGUUAUAUAAAACUUUUUACUAUUUAUUAAUAUUAUGUUGUCAAUAACUAGAUAAAUCUUUAGAUAACACAAAUAUGGAGUGUAAUUGGCUGAAAACUUCUCCAAGUUUGAAGAAAGGUAUUGAUUUAAUUAAUCAGUUGGAAGAGACAAAAUUUGAACAGUUUCUUAGAAGAAUCGUAGUCAAAUUAAAAAAUCAAGACACAGAAAUUUUCACAGAAGAGGAAAGAAGAAAACUUGAAAAGAUAUUUAAAGUGAACGAUGAACAAUUACUCUUAGCAAUUAAAUCUAUACUUUACAUUUUUAAAAGAAUUCUCAAAUUCAUCUUCAUGCCUGUAAACUUAAAAGCUGAUUUAUCGAAUAUUGGUUUCAAUGAUGAAAAGGUUAACUUUUUUAUUAAGAUUUGGUCUUCGGAAACAAAGUUAACACUAAAUGACUUGACAUCCACUUCGCUAAAUAAAUAUGAAGAUAACCCAGAUUUGCAGUGGAAGCUAAAUACAGAAUUAAGUUCAGAGUAUCAUAAAAAAAGUAAAGUACCUAAAGCCUAUCUAUCUUUUUUUGGUGAAUGUGAUGUUACUGAAGUAGAAUUAACACAUCAAGAAUUAAAUUCAAUUUUUUUACAAGUUGAGUCUAUUCAAAAUGAACUAGAUAAUCUUAUGUAAUAAUGUUUAUUAUUGUCUUAAAAAUGUGCCUUCUUUGUUGAUUGUUAUGAUUAAAAUAUGAUUAUUUUAUAUAGAAA
Messenger RNA from Vanessa tameamea, 925 nucleotides. RefSeq names its product COMM domain-containing protein 10-like. The transcript is spliced from 2 exons. Lineage: Eukaryota; Metazoa; Arthropoda; Insecta; Lepidoptera; Nymphalidae. Bases 264 to 848 code for a protein of 194 amino acids. The record is from RefSeq and is a predicted model, not a curated record.